Molecule: messenger RNA, 596 nt
Organism: Paralichthys olivaceus (Japanese flounder)
Lineage: Eukaryota; Metazoa; Chordata; Actinopteri; Pleuronectiformes; Paralichthyidae
Source: RefSeq, a predicted model, not a curated record
GCAUGUUUCGAGCCGCCACGUCCUCAGUUUUAUUCCACUUCAUGUUGCUGCUCGGUCUCAUCAUGGCUGUAUUCACACUGGGCUUCAACCUCUAUCAACAAGUCACACUGGACAAUGGGUCCUCCUGUGGUCCACUUGGAAAUAGAGAAACAGUGUUUAAUGUGACAGGGGUUUGUGUGAAUAGUCUGCCCAACCUGGCACAGAGCACUCUCCACUACCUGACCUCCAUGGCCUUCGCCCUGCCACUCAUACUUGCUGAAAUUAUAAUCUUAACAUCCUAUGUGUCACGGGGUCGAGCCAAUCAGAAGGCCAUUGAGAGACUGAAAGACAUGCUGGUUAUGAGUAGCUCAGAUAAGCGUUUCCUGGUGAAACAGCACACCACAGUGCUCAGACGUCAGAGGGAUACCCACAGACUCCGCACAAAGUAGCGGAUUCAAGUGCUCAAGCUGUCCGGCCUUCUUGUCCAAAGACUACCACUCAAAAAAUGUCCUCUGCCAACCAGACUGGAGCUGCCUGUAAAUAAAAAGUAAAAAAACUCCUGAAGUCUCACUUUUAUAGUGAGAUUAUUUACAAAUUUAAGAAGUGUAGAAGUUACA